This is a messenger RNA of Cladophialophora psammophila CBS 110553, 1773 nucleotides long. RefSeq lists its product as uncharacterized. Gene Ontology annotation, biological process: dephosphorylation. The record is from RefSeq and is a predicted model, not a curated record. The transcript is spliced from 2 exons. Gene Ontology annotation, molecular function: phosphatase activity. NCBI's taxonomy places the organism in Eukaryota, Fungi, Ascomycota, Eurotiomycetes, Chaetothyriales, Herpotrichiellaceae. Bases 1 to 1773 code for a protein of 590 amino acids.
AUGGAUCCAAGGUUCAUCCUCGGUACCUUGUGUUUCUAUCUCCUUGCCUUAUGCUUCACCGCCACUGCCCAAGCGCUCCUCAAGGAGCAGGUCCUAAGCACCUUCAUCUACACCAGAUAUGGCGAUAGGACACCGUCUGUGCUUCCCCUCUCGCCCACUUUGACGCCUCUUGGUGCUCAGCAACUAUUCGAGGCCGGCGACAAAGUUCGCCAGAGAUAUCUGGUUCCGGUCGACGGUGCAGCGAAGUCGACGACAAUCUCUGGAAUCGCAUCUUAUCAGCUUGAAUACGAUCAACUGACCAUUUUGUCGACUGACGAUCAGUAUGUGUCCGCUUCAGCUCAAGCAUUUCUCCAAGGGUUGUAUCCGCCGCUGCAGACGUCGUCCAACUAUACAUACAUUGCUGGUCAGAGCACGAUCCAAAAUGGAUCGAACCUGGUGGCCCCACUGAAUGGUUAUCAGUAUCCGAACAUCAAUACAGUCUCCAGCAACGAUCUCAAUUCGAUCUGGGUUGGUGGGAUGAGUAAUUGCCCCGCCUAUGUGGCGUCAACAAAUGACUACUAUGGCACCGAAGCUUUCGAGAGCAUUGAAAACAGCACCGCACAGUUUUAUGCAAGUCUGCAACCAGAAUUUUUGAAUGGAGUCUUCUCGGACGCAUCUGUGGGCUACUAUGAUGCAUAUUACAUCUAUGAUUACCUCAACUAUGCUUCGAUCCACAAUACUAGCGCAGCACAGCUUCUUUCCGAGGAAGAUCUAACAAGAGCCAAGAUCCUUUCUGAUGACUGGGUCUUUGCCCUGAAUGCCGAUAUUGAGGUUUCGGGAUCUACUCCUGGCGACCACAUACGAGCCAUAGCCGGCCGCGCACUGGCUACACGGAUCCUUCAAGCCUUCUAUACGACCAUCAACACCCAAGGGACUUCGGACAAGAUGACUCUGCUCUUUGGGAGCUUCGAGCCCAUGGUCGCAUUCGCCGCUCUUGCUCGUUUAGUCUCAAUCCAGAAUGCUGCGUUUUACAACGUCCCGGAGCCGGGUGCAAGCUUUAUUUUCGAGCUCUACGGCCUGCAGGCUGAAGGCGUCGACACCUAUCCAGACACGUCGAAUAUCUUUGUUAGAUUCCUCUAUCAAAACGGAACCGGGCCCUAUGCUUCGCUCGUGGAGUAUCCUCUCUUCGGACUGAGCCCGAGUCAGACGAGCAUCACACUAGCAGAUUUCAUUUCGGGUCUGGAGAACUUCAUGAUAUUCAAUGUGGAGGAUUGGUGCACAACUUGCAAUAGUUUUAGUGUAUUCUGCCCGGCAUUCACUGGGACCGACGGGAACCUCAACCCGACCACUGGAUUCUCUCCCAGCCACCAUGGCUUGUCCCCAGCGGUGGCUGGUGUCAUUGGGGCUGUUGUCACUCUCGCGGUGGCUGCUCUCUUGUUUGGUAUGGCGAUGUUGCUUGGAGGGGUGAGAUUGCAUCGGGUCCACACCAAACGCAGGUCCGAGUUGGGAGGAUUCAAAGGUGGGAAGAAACUUGCCAGCGAUCAAGAUCUCACAAUCUCCAAGGGUGGUGCAGGUGCUGUUGUUGUGGCUAGCGAAGACCCAGCCUAUCCAGCUCCUGCUAGAGGCCAUGAACGUGUUGGAAGCUGGGAACUCAGGGACCAAGCCAAGGCAGAAGAGGCGCAGGGGCGAGUCCUCAAUCCAGCUGAUAUGCGGCCGCGACGACCAAGUUACGAAGAAGACGACAUGCCUAUCAACCCUUUCACGCCUCCAGUGGCACCGCACAACCAUGUAUGA